CCGCCGGCGGUGAGAGCGGCGCCGUCGGGCGGGACCGGAAGUGACGCAUCCCGGACGUCGCUGAGGCGUGAGGGGAGGCAGCGGCGGGCGGCGAGCGGCGGCUGGUUGUGAGCUGGUUGUGAGCAAUUGUGUACCAGAAAUAUGGCUACGGACUGGCUUGGAAGCAUCGUGUCAAUUAACUGUGGAGAGAGCUUGGGAGUCUACCAGGGGCGAGUGUCUGCUGUGGAUCAGGUCAGCCAGACCAUCUCCCUUACGCGGCCCUUCCACAACGGGGUUAAAUGCCUCGUGCCAGAAGUCACUUUCAGGGCAGGUGACAUUACUGAGCUGAAGAUUCUGGAGAUCCCAGGGCCAGGGGACAGCAGACAAUGUGGGGACUUGCAGCAGGCAGACACAGGCAUCCCUGGGGUUGGUUGCCAAGUAGGGCCCAGCCAGAAUGGCACUGGGAAGAUGUUUAAGAAGCCCUACUCCAGCAGUGCCCCACAGAACAUCCCCAGGAGGACAGACAUGAAGAAUCAGGAUAUUAUCAUCUCCCCACAGCAGCAGUGCUCCAAGAGCUAUAUGGAUCGGCACAUGGAAACGCUGAAUCAAUCUAAAGGCUUUCGUCGAAGGCAUAAUUCUUGGUCAUCCAGUAGCCGCCAUCCAAACCAGGUGACUCCAAAGAAGAGCGGGCUGAAAAACGGGCAGAUGAAGAGCAAAGAUGACGAGUGCUUCGGGGACGACAUUGAUGAAAUCCCAGACACUGAUUUUGAUUUUGAAGGGAACCUGGCCCUUUUUGACAAGGCAGCUGUGUUUGAGGAGAUUGAGACUUACGAGAGGAGGAGCGGCACCCGUUCCCGUGGGACCCCGAAUGAAAAGCCAGCUCGCUAUCGGCACGAUGAGAACAUCUUGGAGUCAGAGCCCAUAGUCUACAGACGGAUUGUGGUACCCCAGAAUGCUAACAAAGAAUUCUGCACGGACUCCGGGCUGGUUGUGCCCAGCGUGUCGUACGAGCUUCACAAAAAGCUGCUGUCAGUUGCUGAAAAACAUGGGCUGACCCUGGAGCGGAGGCUGGAGAUGACAGGAGUGUGUGCAAGUCAGAUGGCUCUGAGCCUGCUCGGGGGACCCAACAGGCUGAACCCGAAAAAUGUACAUCAGCGGCCCACGGUAGCCCUGCUGUGUGGCCCCCAUGUGAAAGGGGCCCAGGGGAUCAGCUGUGGACGGCACCUCUCCAACCACGACGUCCACGUCAUCCUUUUCCUGCCCAAUUUCGUCAAGAUGCUGGAGUCCAUUACCAACGAGCUGAACCUCUUCAGCAAGACACAAGGCCAGCAGGUGUCCAGCGUCAAAGAUCUCCCCGAUACCCCUGUUGACCUAGUGAUCAACUGCCUGGAUUGUCACGAAAAUGCCUUUCUGAGAGAUCAGCCUUGGUACAAAGCAGUUGUGGACUGGGCCAACCAGAACCGGGCACCCGUCCUCAGCAUAGACCCUCCCAUAAGCGAAAUGGAGCAGGGCAUUGAUGCCAAGUGGUCGCUGGCCUUGGGGCUACCCCUGCCCCUGGGUGAGAGGGCAGGGCGUGUGUACCUCUGUGACAUUGGCAUUCCCCAGAAGGUCUUUCAGGAAGUGGGAAUAAACUACCACUCACCCUUCGGCUGCAAAUUCGUCAUCCCCUUGCAUUCCACUUAGAGCCCAUCCAGCCACGUGGACCUGAAGGAAAAGAAGAGAGGAGGAGUUGUGUCAAAUAAGCUGUCCAGUGGAACCUGACUGGUAAACAGGCAUCACAAGCCUUAAGGAUGUGAAGUUCUGGAGUGAGUUUCCUUCCAGAAGAAAUAUUAUAUUAAAAAAGAAAAAAAAAAAAGUCAUAAAAUGGAACAGAAAGAAGGAAGCAAAUGUAACUGCAAAGCUGUUUUCAUUCUCUUGUGCCAUUGUGAGAAGGAACACGCAGAAAAGUGAUAUCUGCCCCUGGCAAUGGCAGCGGUUGCUGCUGAAACCUGCCAGGGGAUUAUAUAGCAUAGGGAUAUGCAUGGGAAUGUUCUGGUACAAGCGAUGGGUGGUGUGGAGGCUUGGGAUGCAUUUCCAAUCCUUCUGGGCAGAUGGACCCAGCAAACUGUCCUGGUGGGAUCAGCUCCCCUGGGUUGUGUAGAAAUAACCUUUCUUUUUUUCUUUUUCCCUGCAGUUGUAGUGGGAGGUUGGAUUUGAUUUUUGUUCUGUUCUGUUGGAUUCCCCCUCCCUGUUCUUUGUUCAUGAAGGCAAUAGUAGCUCCAUCCCUUCAAGGAGAGAGUUCCCUCAUCAGAAAGCUCAUAUCAGGAGCCAGAAGCUCUCAGGCAGCACAUGCUCCGAGAGCACCAAUGUCCUCAGCUAGGCCUUAUUUGCUUAUGUAUUCUCUUGGCUGUUUGUUUGUUUCGGGGGAACGAGUUAUGUUAUGGUAAAGAACUUUUCCAGAGUGUUUUGGUUUGUUUGGUUUGUUUCUUUGUUCCCUUUAUUUCUGGCACGGUGAGUGGCUCAACAGGGGGAAGCACAGUGAAGCAGGGUAGUGUUGCUCUGACUGUGCUGUAUGGUGCAGGUGAUGUGUUGAUGUGUCCCCCUACAGUGUUUCUAGUGUCUUUCCCAUGCACCAUGUGGUUGUUCACACAUCUGGUCAUUCCCUUUGGGCACAAAGGCUGUGUGUGAGGGUGGCUGUGCACACCUGGGUACUGGGUAUACUGGAAAGAAACAACCCCUGGCCUUCAAGAGUGCCCUUGGGUCACAGUGGGCUGCGUACCCAGUAGUGACAGGUAGGCCACAGCAUUACUGUGUGGUUACACAGAGGUGGGAAUGGAUGUGGAGUCUGUCCCCCUGUGCCCACUGGGGACCUGGAGUGAGGGUCAGUUCUGCCCUCUGUGCCCAGACUAAGGUGACACAGGAGACACCAGACAGAUGCCAAACUGGGGUCCUUGGCUCCCUUCCUGCUUGCUCUGUUCUCUUGGGGCCUUACCUGCCCUCAAAGCUUCUGCUGAUCCUAAACUUGUCAUGCAGCCUGUUCAAGCAGCUGUGGAAGACUUCAGAUCUUCACACAGUGCCUUUUCUCUAGAGCAGCUGGAUUCUGUUAGGCUGAAGCAUGAGCACAGCUGCCCUGUGUGUGGGAACAGUUCUAGCUGUGCUGUAUCUCUGUUUGUCCUGCCCACCGCAUGUUGAUCCCUGUGUGCUUUGCAUAUACAGAUCAGGCGCUUCUUUUUACCUUUCAUCUGCUGAGAGCAGAGGCUGAGGGGUAUCAGAGGCAGAGGUAAAAGACUUUGCUGGUUGAAAGGGAGCAGUUGAGUAAUUAAUUUGCCAGGAAGCUUAGAUCUGAUGCUGGAUGUGGGGAGAGCAAACUUCAGGCCUCCCUCAGAGGAUCUGCUUCUGAAGGCAUUGAGGUCCAUCAGUGAUAGUCACUUCGUAAGGGCUACUGCCUCUUAAGAGCACAGGAGCAGCUGAUUCCCAAGUGGCAGACGUCAAAGAAGUGAGGCAGAAGGCUGGCUUGGCUCUAAGCAGGGAUCUUUUCUGCAGCUUAAGUGGGAAAAGAAGGAAAAUAUACAGACACUGGAAGAGAGCUGAGGAGAUCCAUGCAGCCAAAGCUCAGUUAGAGUUGAAGCUGGCCAAUACUGUGGGGGACAACAUAAAGGGCUUUUUAAAAUAUGUUAACAGCAAAAGGUUUGUUACUCAGUAAGGAUGGUUGCCUCACAAACAGGAACACAGAUAAAACAGUGGCUUUUAAUGCCUUCUUUGCCUCUGUCUUCUACACUGAUUGGGACCCUAGGAGCACUGUGCCUGCAGGAACAAUGAACUCCCAGCAGACCCCCAAAUAGUGUGGGAUUGGCUGCUCCAGUUGGAUGCCUUGAAGACUGGGGCCCAGUGGGAUUCAUCCCAGGAUGUAACAAGAAAUGGCCAAUGUCACUCUGAGACCUCUCUCAAUUGUAUUCUAGUGGUGUUGGGAGUCUGGAGACAUUCUAGUUGAUUGGAAACUGCAAAUGUUGCCCCAGUUGUCCAAACUGGCAGGAGGGGAGACCUUGUAAAAUGAACAGUCCUAUAAUUACCUUUAGAGCCUGGUAAAGCUGGAGGGAAGAUAAUACUGGGAGUUCUUGGGGGGAAAAAAGUGCUUGAGAGACAACACGGUCGUUGGUUGCAGCCAGCAUGUAUUUAUGGGGGGGAGCGGCCAGUUUAAUGAACUCAAUUUCCUUUUAUGACAAGGUUUCCCACCUAGUUAACCAUGGGUAGACUGAUUCUAAGUGCUGUGUGAUGGGGGAAGACUUGCCAUAUCUACCUCAGCAGGACCAAGGGCUCUUCUCUCUCGGACCCUGGUUCCCCCAAGCUGCUUUCCCUGCUGGCAGUGGGACUCCUGAGCUGCGUACGCCAGGCAGACUGAGCUUUGUGAGUGGUCAGUGCUCUGAGCAGCUGUUGCUCUGCCCUUGGGUGAGCAGGAAGGGCUAAGCUGAAGCUCCCCAUCCUCAGGAGAGCCAUGUUUCAGCUUGUUCUGUAGUGGCACUUACCAGGCUGUGGCUCUGACUUGGCUGCACAGGGCAGUGGUGGGGUUGGCUUUUGGAAAAGCCUUGCACUUGUAAUUCUUGUUUCCUUAGAGGUUUCAGCUACAGCUUAUCUUUAUCUGCAGAGCAGCAUCUGAGUUAAGAGGGCGGGUGGUAGUUCCCUGGCUGUUGGUUUAGUACUUCAUUAGGCAUAAUCCCUGUAUUUUCAAUUCUCUUACUCAAGGCACUUCUUUUUAAAUGAGGCUGCAAGCUUUUCUUGGCUCUUCUGGGUUGGCAGUUAAACUGUGGAUUGCACAUGCAGAGCAGCAAUGGUGCAGAACCAUUCAAGACUUAAAUCACAGGAUCCUUUCCUGCUGCUACGCUGUUGUGCUAUUGGCUGAAGCUAAAUGCCCAGUAGGGCACUGAACCAGGUUAAAGACAUUAUUGCAGGGAUAGCAGUUGGCAUCAGGCCUGUGGUCACUGCUGUGUGGCUUCAGGAAGCACCCAGGCCCAUGCAGCAAUAGGGUACCUCAACUUUAAGCAAAAAAUAAAGUCGAUAGUGCUACAUAACAGUGCACAGGGCCCCAGGUAUGGAAGAUGAUUUCCUAUUCCUACUCCUGUGCUGUGUUUAGGGCACAAUGAAGGGUUUGGGGCUGUGUUCUGCACUGCUGACCUUUACCCUGCACUUUGCUUUCUGAAAGUGAGAGCACAUCUGGGUGUUUGGCUGUACUUUCUCUCGGCUACAAAGGCUUAUUUGAGGAAGGAAGUAUGGGUCUCGCCCACAUGAAAUGCAUCUUCCUUGCAAGUGUGUGCUCUGCUGGAGCACUCUGCAAGACCCAGGAGGGCCAGAUCCCUUGGUUUCCUCCUUCCCUCACACUGCCAUUGCAACACAAAGAAUGCAACACCAUUUCUUUUAUAAAACGUGUUGGAGAUAAGUUUCUACCUUCACAACCAUCAUAGGAACUGCCUGCGAGUGCUUCUGUGGUCACGACCACGUGAAGAUCACUGCACUGUGUCACUGCUCGAUUCCAUUUGUGACCCAAUGUUUGUAAUGACUAAUUCCUGCUGCUGUUGCGGGAUGCCCUGAAAUAAACUGCAACUAUUCACA
Molecule: messenger RNA, 5562 nt
Organism: Coturnix japonica (Japanese quail)
Lineage: Eukaryota; Metazoa; Chordata; Aves; Galliformes; Phasianidae
Gene: EDC3
Product: enhancer of mRNA decapping 3
Biological process (GO): P-body assembly; deadenylation-independent decapping of nuclear-transcribed mRNA
Cellular component (GO): P-body
Molecular function (GO): mRNA binding
Source: RefSeq, a predicted model, not a curated record